GAGUAGGAGUAACGUUAGCAGGCAGCAAAAAGCGAUCAUUUCAAAGUUUUAAAGGUAUUAAAAACACUCCAAAACAGAAAAGCGGCUUUGAUUCUGUGACUGAAGUAACCUUUGUGGUUAUCUGUCGCUCCACCAAGAGUAGCGUUUGCCUGGACUAUCGUUGAGAAAGAUGAGUGGUCAAUCAGACUCCAACAAGGAGUUCAUGGAGCAACUGCGGAUGCAGGAACUCUAUGACCAGAGAAAUGAAGACGGCUCUGACCCCUACACCUACACUGAUCCAGAGGAUGGGACUGUGUAUGACUGGGAUCACGAUAAAAAGGCCUGGUUUCCUAAAGUUUGCUUUGUGUCUUCAGAUAACAGAGGACUUCAUCGCUGCCUAUCAGGCUAACUAUGGCUUCACCAAGGAGGGAGAUCCAGAUGCAAACAUUGCUGCACUGAGCAGUACAGACCCAGCAGUUCCUGCAGCAGAGAGCAAGUUGCCGGAAGAGGAGAAACCAGUAGCUCCAGUAUCAGAGCAGAGUGAGGCGACGGCCAAAGAAGCCAAGCAGAAAGGGGAGAAGAGGAAAGCAGAGGCAGGAUGGUUUGAUAUUGAUGACAAUAAAAACACAAACGUCUAUGUGUCAGGCCUGCCUCCUGACAUCGGCACUGAGGAGUUUGUCGAGUUGAUGUCCAAGUGUGGCAUCGUGAUGCGGGACCCCAUCACAGAGGAGUACAAGGUCAAACUCUACAAGGACAAAGAAGGGAACCUGAAGGGAGAUGGACUUUGCUGCUAUCUUAAGAAGGAGUCGGUUGCAUUGGCGAUGCGUCUGAUUGACGAGUCAGAGGUCCGAGGAUAUAGACUCCAUGUGGAGGCAGCACGAUUUGAGCUGAAAGGCCAGUAUGAUGCCAGCAAGAAGAAAAAGAAAAGCAAAGAUUAUCGGAAGAAGCUGCAGCAGCAACAGAAACAGUUGGACUGGAGGCCAGAGAAGCAAGGAGAACUGAGAAAGAGGCAUGAAAAAGUCGUCAUCAUCAGGAACAUGUUCCAUCCCAGUGACUUUGAGGAAGACCCUCUGGUGCUGAAUGAAUAUCGUGACGAUCUGCGGUCCGAGUGUGAGAAGUUUGGGGAGGUGAAGAAGGUCAUCCUCUUUGAUAGACACCCGGAUGGUGUGGCAUCGGUCGCAUUUAAGGAGCCUGAACAAGCAGAUGCAUGUAUUCAGUCGUUCAACGGUCGCUGGUUUGGAGGGAGGCAGCUGUCGGCUCAGCUUUGGGAUGGAACAACAGACUAUCAGGUGGAAGAGACGACACGUGAGCGAGAGGAGCGACUAAAGGGCUGGUCUAACUUCUUGGAUGGAGGUGACAAAGGACAGCAGAGCAACAACAACACUGCCGCCGCCCCAGCAAAGAGCAGCGCCGCCUCACAGCUCAGCGAGACAUCCAGCACCACAGAGCCCGAGCAGCACCAGGAAACAGAACCACAGUCCUCAUUAAGGCAACAGGAACAAGAUGUGGACUCUACCGAUAGCAGCCUAGCAGGGAGUGAUGAUGAGGAAGCUUAGACACCUACAGGCACAUCUGAGGUCGCCACGGCAACCGAUUAGGACAGUCCUGCUUGAAGGUGAACUUUGACAAGGCUCCCUGUUGACAAAGGUGAAUAUGGACAGUUUGAGCCGUUUUGUGACGUAGAAAAAUAAAACUCUGAUUUUGUCUA
This is a messenger RNA of Acanthochromis polyacanthus (spiny chromis), 1687 nucleotides long. RefSeq names its product HIV-1 Tat specific factor 1 (gene htatsf1). Gene Ontology annotation, molecular function: RNA binding. The record is from RefSeq and is a predicted model, not a curated record. Gene Ontology annotation, cellular component: U2 snRNP; U2-type spliceosomal complex. NCBI's taxonomy places the organism in Eukaryota, Metazoa, Chordata, Actinopteri, Pomacentridae. The transcript has 10 exons. Bases 231 to 1535 code for a protein of 434 amino acids. Gene Ontology annotation, biological process: mRNA splicing, via spliceosome.